This is a messenger RNA of Aspergillus niger, 291 nucleotides long. RefSeq lists its product as hypothetical. Lineage: Eukaryota; Fungi; Ascomycota; Eurotiomycetes; Eurotiales; Aspergillaceae. Bases 1 to 291 code for a protein of 96 amino acids. The transcript has 2 exons. The record is from RefSeq and is a predicted model, not a curated record.
AUGGUCGGGGCUCCAACGGUGAAACGGUGGUCCGAAGGUGCUAGGUUACUUGUGAUGAGGUCAAGGUUGCUGCUAAGGGAGGCGCUUUGGCCGACACGGUCAGACUCAGACCCGUGGACCGGCCCUAAGCAGGCUACCAAUUACCAGUUACGUGACACGUUUAUUUGCGCCCCUCAGAGUCCGGAGCAUGGCGAGCGCCCGAUUGUCCGAUCCUGUGAUUGCCUUGACCGCCACGGAAAUGAUCGGCCAGGAUCAAGAACCUCGCUCUCUCACGGGAGGCAGUGGAUGUAA